ACUGCAACAUCAACGAGUCUGCCACCUUGGUAGCCAACAGCUGAAACAUUUAGACUGCAUCUGUGCAUAUUUUCCUCUUUGUUUUAAAUAUACUUCUGACAUCUAGUUAAUUGCCCCCAUUUAAAUGUUAUACGUACAUUGUUAGUCAACUAGCUGGCUUUAUAAGUUAGCCUAGCGCUAAACUAGUCGCUCAUGCUAACAACUAGCUAGCUAACGUCUCCGACCAUGAGCUCACUAAGCUACUCUCCUCCUGCUAAAGAAGAGGGGGUCUGCUGGACGGAGAAAUAAGCUCUGGGCUGAACGUUGUCGUGAAAGAGGAGGAUGUUACAGUAAAACAAGUAGAGGGCGAGGCUGUUACAGUGAAAGAAGAGAAAGAUGUUUCAAUGAAAGAAGAGGAUGUUACAGUAAAAGAAGAAGAGGAAGGGAAAGAGGAGGAUGCAGUUUAAGUGAAUGAGGUGAAAGAGGGAGAGAGAACUGUCGUAUUGACAGAGGAGUCAGGAGAUCUGUUUACCACCGGAGAGAGACCAGACUCUGACAGAGGGAAGAGUUCCUCAGAGGAAACAGACCCGGAGACGCCUAACCAACACCACUGCUCCCACUGUGGAAAGAGUUUUAGGUGGUCAGGGAGUCUGAAAAAGCAGAUAUGUUUUGAUGUGAGAGGAUGCCAAUCCCCAGUCCCAUCAUCGCCACCUCACCUGCUUUUAAGAUAACCUUUGGGCCGACUAGAGACACUAUUAUGUAAUUGUGAUGAACUGAGAGAAUAUUUAGCUGCCUUCCCUGCUCCUAUGCACAUUUAUUUGCCAAGGAUGCCGGUGGGCGGAGUUGAGAGGGUCGUCAGCUACAUGGGAAACACCUGGGCCCAGGUGUUUCCCAGGAUAAAUACACCCCUUCCCCAUUCAUGGAGGAGACUCUCUCCAUGCAGACAUUUGUAGAUUGUGUUGUGGUUCUUGGUGGCCUUUUUGUUUGUUUGCUUUGGCACUUUUCAACACCCUGCAUUAUCACAUUCAUGCAUACAAAACACUCACUUACGCUACUGAUUACACACAUCAUUGUAUAUUUUCCUUCAUUGCUUUAGUUAAUAAAUAUAUAUUUUGUUACUCCUUAUCUCUACGUUGUCUCCCUUUGUUACGGGCUUUGAGCCGGUUCGUGACAUGAGCCAAUAAGAGGAGUUACUGUAGGUGUGACGUAAGAAUGACAAAUGAAUAAAACGUGUGUGCUGGAAGGCCGUUGUCCGGCCCGGCUUUUAUUAUGUAAUUAAGUAAUAAAAAGUCAAUUUGAACUCACAUGCUCCGGUAUUUGUGAUUUGUGAAUUAACUUUAUGAUUAAAAAAAUGCAUAAUCGUUUGUCUCUACAUUAACUAAGAUGCGAUGGAACGGUUGACGAAAAAUGAAACCACAGAAAAAAUAGCGAGCGUUACCGAGCGUUACCCUCUCGUCAGAAUAUGACGAUGUGCGACUUUAAGGCAAUGCUGUUUGUGUGACGUUUAAUCUAGUGGACGGAACGCUUCUUUCAGUAGCAGCAACAGUUAGUCAGACACCUCCGUAGCUUGCUAGACAAAAUAGGCGAGCCAAUAAAGCUCUUUAGACGCGUUCGUGUGUAUUAGACACUGUGUUUUAAACCCACUUCUGUCGUCUAGUUAGUUAUCCGGUUUAAUUUCAUAUUUACGGUGUUGUUAUUAUUCAGCUAGCGGGCUGGUUAAGUUAGCAUUAGCCUAGCUAGCUAAUAUCCCCGACCAUGCGGUCACUAAGCUACUCUCCACCUACUAAAGAAGAGGUGGGUAUCACAGUAAAACAAGAAGUAGAGGGUGAGGCCGUUGCUGUGAAAGAAGAAAAAGACGCGUUCAGAGUGAAAGAGGAGGAGGAUGUUACAGGAGGAAGAUGUUACAGGAGGAGGAUGUUACAGGAGGAGGAUGCAGUUUAUGGAUUGAAAGAGGAAGAGGGGGAGAUGACUGUUACAUCGAAGAAGGAGGAGGAGGAAACUGGAUAUCUGGGCCCGGUUUCCCAAACGCAUCUUAAGGCGUCCGAACGUUCUAACGCUGAAUUUAGCCAUAAGAUGGUUUUGAGAAACCGUUCCCUGAUUAACACGAGAGAGAGACGGUACUAUCGUGGAUCCUCUGGGGAGCCUCAACAACAUCAUGAUGCUGAAGAAGCAGAGAAGUGUCUCUCCAGAUCUCUUCCCACAGGGAAGAGAACUCACUGCUGCUCUGACAUUGGGAAGAUAUUCACCUCAUCAGGCAUUAAAAUUCAUCAGAGAAUCCACACAAGAGAGAAACCUUAUAGCUGUGGUCAAUGUUGGAAGAGUUUUGGUCAAUCUGGAGAGCUGACAGUGCACCAGAGAAUACACACAGGAGAGAAACCUUAUAGCUGUGAUCAAUGUGGGGAGUGUUUUGCUACAUCUAACCCUCUGACAGUGCACCAGAGAACACACACAGGAGAGAAACCUUAUAGCUGUGAUCAAUGUGGGAAGAGUUUUUCUACAUCUAAAGGUCUGACAGUGCACCAGAGAACACACACAGAAGAGAAAUCUUAUAGCUGUGAUCAAUGUGGGAAGAGUUUUGGUCAAUCUGGAGAGCUGACAGUGCACCAGAGAAUACACACAGGAGAGAAACCUUACAGCUGUGAUCAAUGUGGGAAGAGAUUUGCUACAUCUGGCUCUUUGACAGUGCACCAGAGAAUCCACACAGGAGAGAAAUCUUAUAGCUGUGAUCAAUGUGGGAAGAGUUUUGGUCAAUCUGGAGAGCUGACAGUGCACCAGAGAAUACACACAGGAGAGAAACCUUACAGCUGUGAUCAAUGUGGGAAGAGUUUUGCUACAUCUAAAGGUCUGACAGUGCACCAGAGAACACACACAGAAGAGAAAUCGUAUAGCUGUGAUCAAUGUGGGAAGGGUUUUCCUAGAUCUGACCAUCUGACAGUGCACCAGAGAAUACACACAGGAGAGAAAUCGUAUAGCUGUGAUCAAUGUGGGAAGAGAUUUGCUACAUCUGGCUCUCUGACAGUGCACCAGAGAACACACACAGGAGAGAAACCUUAUAGCUGUGGUCAAUGUGGGAAGAGAUUUGCUACAUUUGGCUCUCUGACAGUGCACCAGAGAAUACACACAGGAGAGAAACCUUAUAGCUGUGAUCAAUGUGGGAAGAGAUUUGCUACAUUUGGCUCUCUGACAGUGCACCAGAGAAUCCACACAGGAGAGAAACCUUAUAGCUGUAAUCAAUGUGGGAAGAGUUUUGGUCAAUCUAGAGAGCUGACAGUGCACCAGAGAAUACACACAGGAGAGAAAUCGUAUAGCUGUGAUCAAUGUGGGAAGCGUUUUCCUAGAUCUGACCAUCUGACUGUGCACCAGAGAACACACACAGGAGAGAAAUCGUAUAGCUGUGAUCAAUGUGGGAAGGGUUUUUCUAGAUCUGACCAUCUGACAGUGCACCAGAGAACACACACAGGAGAGAAACCUUAUAGCUGUGGUCAAUGUGGGAAGAGUUUUGCUAAAUCUAACCAUCUGACAGUGCACCAGAGAACACACACAGGAGAGAAACCUUAUAGCUGUGAUCAAUGUGGGAAGAGUUUUGGUCAAUCUGGAGAGCUGACAGUGCACCAGAGAACACACACAGGAGAGAAACCUUAUAGCUGUGGUCAAUGUGGGAAGAGUUUUGCUACAUCUAACUAUCUGACAGUGCACCAGAGAACACACACAGGAGAGAAACCUUAUAGCUGUGGCCAAUGUGGGAAGAGUUUUGCUACAUCUUACCGUCUGACAGUGCACCAGAGAAUACACACAGGCGAGAAACCUUAGCUGUGGUCAAUGUGGGAAGAGUUUUAGUCAAUCUGGAUAUCUGACAGUGCACCAGAGAAUACACACAGGAGAGAAAUCGUAUAGCUGUGAUCAAUGUGGGAAGAGAUUUGUUACAUCUGGCUCUCUGACACUACACCAGAG
This is a messenger RNA of Oncorhynchus mykiss (rainbow trout), 3930 nucleotides long. NCBI's taxonomy places the organism in Eukaryota, Metazoa, Chordata, Actinopteri, Salmoniformes, Salmonidae. The record is from RefSeq and is a predicted model, not a curated record.